AUGAAAGUAGAGCACACAGACGCCACUCCCGACCAGAUAUCUUACACAGAAACACAAACUUCCAUCGUUUUCACCACAAUUAAAACAAUAAUGUUAAUUUUAUACUUAUUUUCAACCACUGUCAGUUCAAAUCGUAAAACACGUUUUGUACGGUACCGCUCAUGGAAUUCACGAAUGUAUCCAGUGUGGAGGGACGGCGAUCCCAGAUACAGAGACUGCUGGAGAGGAGGAGAAGUAGCAUUCGACAUCAAAAGUGAUGCCCCUACAUUAACUGGCGCCAAGGCAUCCUUCACUAUCAACGUCCGCUUUCCCCAGAACCAGACAGUACUCCAGAAUGGACAAGUGGUAUGGGCAAGAAACUGCACUGUUAAUGGAACACAGUACACCCAAGGACAGGCAGUUUAUCCAGAGCGCAACACCCCAGAUGAAUGGACUGGUGUCUUCCCUGAUGGCACACCCUUCACCAGGACUUCAGGGCGAAAGCCACGUUACAUUUUUGUGUGGAAGACAUGGGGAAGAUAUUGGCAAGUGGCUGACGGACCAUCCUCCUCACUGACAAUUGGCACAGACAACAUUCCCCUGGGGUCCUAUAACAUGGAAGUGGUCAUCUAUCAUUGCCGUGGCAAAGACAAGUUCAUCCCCUUGGGUUAUGCUUCCACCCAGUUUGCCAUCACUGAUCAAAUCCCCUUUGCAGUGACAAUGUCCCAGGUCAACGAUGUCAACCAGGCAGACCAAAGCUUCAUUCAGAACCGGGCAGUGGCCUUCAGUGUGAACAUACAUGAUCCCAGUCAGUAUCUAAGUGGGUCUGAUGUCACUUUUAACUGGGACUUUGGAGAUAACAGCGGGACCCUCAUCUCAAGGGAGACCACAGUCACCCACACCUACCUUGCAACUGGGUCGUUCAGACCACAGGUUGUCCUCAUGGCUGCCAUCCCGAAUGGGUGUGACCCUAACCCUACUCCUGGAGGAGCCACCAGUGUACCUCCACCACCCCCAGUGGAGAUAGUCACCACAGGUGAAAAGAUCUUGGAUCCUCUCAUAGCCUCGGCAGAAGUGGUGGUAGUUUCUACAGCAGGAGCUAUAGCUACAGUGAAUCCACCAGUACCCGUCCCCACAGAACAGCCCUCUGAUAACACAAUUGCUGUUCCUGAUAAUGCUGACGACAUUGCCCUAGCUGCGUCCCCACAGCCAGAUGAGGCAGCCCCCGCUGCGGACGGACAGUUAGUCGCCUCUGUAGCUCCAGCUGCUGCUGAAGAUGCGGCAACAGGCACUGACACAGAGGCUGCUGACCCUGCUGCUGCUGCUGCAGUUCCAGAGGAUGCAGCUGUGGAGGGGGUGACCGUUCCAGCAGCGGCUGAAGCGGCUGAUGAUGUGACUGCGGACAACACUGACAUGGUUGCUGAUGCCGACGCAACAGAGGAAACAGCAGAGGCAGCGGUGGAAGAGGAAACCGCUGCAGAUGAGACUGCCGCGGUUGAUGCUGUCGCCUCCAUUGCUCCUGCUGUGGAAGGAGAAGAUGGCACAGUUGACCUGGCAGCCACUAUCCUCCCUGAAACACCUGCCGCAGAUGCAGCAGCACCAGCAGAAGAGGUUGUGGCAGUGGAGGCAACAUUGGAACCAGAAGUCCCUCAGGUAGAAACAGUGGCACCUGUUGCCAACGUCAUUAAUGUUGCAGCCACGGACACUGCAGUUGUGGAGGUAGUGGAGACUGUCGCACCAGCAGAGGAAGAUGAGGCUGUAGAAACAGUGAAUGAAGUUGCCGCAGUAAAUGAAGCAGAAACAAAUGAAGUUCUGGCUACUGCAGCUCCAGCAGCAGUGAAUGAGAUAGCUGCAGGUGUGGAGGUAGAAGCUGGAACAGAAGCUGCACCAGUUGCUCUAGUAGUGGCAAAACGUCAGGCACCAGAGAUGCCAGCAGAUGGAAACUGUAUGAUCUACCGCUAUGGCUCAUUCUCUACUACCUUAGACGUUGUCCAGGGGAUUGAAAGCGUGGAGAUUGUAGAGGUGAACAAUGUGGUGACCCUUACCACAGAAGUGGAGCAGAAUGCUGUGGAUCUCACAGUCACCUGUCAGGGCAGUCUGCCAAAUGAAGUGUGUACAGUGGUGUCAGAUGAAGACUGUGUGACCCCCGUCCAGACCAUUUGUAAUGCUGUCAGUCCAGCCCCUGACUGCCAGAUGAUUCUGAGACAGUUCUUCAACGACUCUGGAGUCUUCUGCAUCAACAUUUCUGUGACUAAUGAUGUCAGCUUAGCUAUGGCCAGUGCUAGAGUCAGCGUGUCAGUAGGAUCCAACACCUCAGCUGGGGGCACUGUUGCAGCAGUUUUGGGGGUUCUUGUGCUUGCCUGUGUUGUGGGGACCCUUGCUUUAGCCUACAGGCGCUUUAAGCAGUACCAUCCACUGAGAGAGGAUUCAGCAGGCACCACGCUGGGCAGCUCUGCAAGGACCUCCAUGCCCUUACUGUUGUGGAACUUACUGAGUCGACAGUCUGCCGGAGAGAGUCGUCCUCUGCUUCAGGGAAGAGUCGUGUAA
Molecule: messenger RNA, 2526 nt
Organism: Chanos chanos (milkfish)
Lineage: Eukaryota; Metazoa; Chordata; Actinopteri; Gonorynchiformes; Chanidae
Gene: pmela
Product: premelanosome protein a
Exons: 14
Coding region: 1-2526 (841 amino acids)
Biological process (GO): melanosome organization
Cellular component (GO): melanosome; plasma membrane
Source: RefSeq, a predicted model, not a curated record